Molecule: messenger RNA, 2751 nt
Organism: Laccaria bicolor S238N-H82
Lineage: Eukaryota; Fungi; Basidiomycota; Agaricomycetes; Agaricales; Hydnangiaceae
Exons: 6
Coding region: 1-2751 (916 amino acids)
Biological process (GO): protein deubiquitination
Cellular component (GO): cytosol; nucleus
Molecular function (GO): cysteine-type endopeptidase activity; cysteine-type deubiquitinase activity
Source: RefSeq, a predicted model, not a curated record
AUGCAGAAGAUUGAUCGAAGCCAAGUAAGUAAUGGUUAUCGGCCCGUGUGUAAUCAAGUGUACCUGAGUUAUAUCCGCUACGGUCACUGGUUGGUGACUUGCACUCACAUGUACCUGCCCCUCCCCGAGCAAUUUUCCCUGUGGUGCAUCGACCUCCUCACAAGCGACACUUUCCAACAAACAGCGCCCCUUCUCUGCGUCAUCCUCUUCCCCGCCUUCAUCUUCCUCCUCGUCAACACUGCGCACCAGCGCGUCAUGGGUUUCGGGGACAGCCUGACGAUCACUCUCCCCCCGUGGCUUUGGUUGUCGGCCAGCGGGGAUGGAUCGUCAGCUAGGGGGAGUACGAGGGAGAAGAAGAAGAGUAAGAAACAUGGAGUGAGGACGAGAGCUGAGCAGGCGGCGUUGAAUGGCUCUGCGAAGCAUGGUUCUGAAAAGGAUGGAGAAUAUUAUUCUGGCCUCGUCAACACAUCUGGGACCUAUUGCUUCAUGAACUCGACUCUCCAAGCCUUGGCCUCCCUCACCUACCUCCAACCCCACAUAGACGCCAUCCACGCCAAAGCCGAGGUCUUGGACGUCCCAACACCCAUCAUCGACGCACUGCAGGACCUAUUCCGACGACUAAACACCCCCCGAUCAACACACCACUCCAUCCGCCCAACCGAAAUAAUCGAAGUCCUAAGCUCCCAAACCGAAGGCCGCACAAACUCGCUCUUCUACUCCCGCGAACACCAAGAUGCCCAAGAACUCUUCCAGGUCCUCUCAGAGUGCAUUAAGAACGAGAUAGCCGCCGUCGAUAAGGAAGGACAUAGGGAUCGCGGGUUGGGUGGGUUGGCGCAGGUGCCGUCGGAGACGAUGAGGGAGAUUGGGAAGAGCGUGUUUGAUGGGCUGACGGCUAAUCGGAGGAGCUGUGUGUUGUGUGGGUAUACGGAGGCCGUGAUGCAUUUCGCGUUGGAUAAUUGGCAGUUGGCCGUUCCUAGGCUUGCGACUAGUUGUAGACUAGAAGACUGCCUCGAAGAAUACACCCGCCUCGAAAUCCUCAAAGACUGUAUUUGCAGGAAAUGCUCCGUCGUCGCUACGCACCACCGCCUCCUACGGGAAAUACACACACUGGAAGAAGCGACGAAACCCGAAGCCAGGCCUUCCUCAUCAAAGAAACGCAGGCUGAAAGAGGUGAAGCGCAUGGAAGCGAGGGUGAAAGCCGCCAUAACACAAGGCAGGAUAGAGGACGACCUAAAAGACAUAAGGCUCGAGAAAGUAACCAGCCCAGCGUCCACGAAACAAUCCAUGAUCGCUCGCCCCCCACCCAUACUCGCCCUCCACAUCAACCGCUCCGUCCACUUUGGCCAAUACGCCUCCAAAAACACCAUAAAGCUCAUAUUCCCCGAAGUCCUCGACUUAACACCCUACACCACCUCCGGAAGCCUCUCCACAGUCCCCACGUCCGCCAUAUCAACACCCCCACCCGCCAUUCCCCGCAGCACGACGCCGACGCCCAAGACGCGCGGAGUGGCAGGGGGGGAGAGGACGAUAUAUAGGUUGGCGGCUGUUGUGUGUCAUUAUGGACAACAUUCUUUUGGGCAUUAUAUUGCGUAUCGCAGGAAACCACCACUACCGAGUGUUGGAGGGGAGGGAAGGGAGAGGUGGGUUCCGCCGAGGAUUGUGGAUCCGAUUAAAGUGGAGGAGAUGAUGAUGAUGAAGGGCGAGGGCGGUGAUGAUUCUCUUGGGUUUGAAAUCCCGGAAUACGUGUUUGAAGAUGAUCCCCUCGUCAACCCAUCAUCAUCCAGAAGAGGAAGGGGGUGGUUGAGGAUAAGCGACGACUCUGUGCGUGAAUGCGGUAUCGAGUCUGUCCUACAAGAAGGCAGCGGGGCGUUCAUGCUCUAUUACGAGCGUGCGGAACACGCCGUACGGGCGUACCCUUCCCUCGACUCUUCGUCGUCGGUUAGGACGACGGGGUCAGAGGAGACGUUGAAGCCUGAGAUAAGGACUUUGGAUUUGAAUGGGAGUGUGGGGAGUUUGGUUAGUGAGGUUGGGGUUGGGGUUAAGAAGGAGGCGUCUUCGUCUUCUUCUGCUUUGUUGGUGGAGGAGGACAAGGACAAGGGAAAGGGGAGGAUGUCGUCUCCUUUGGUAUUGGGUACUUCCCCUUCACAUUCUCAACUCUUGGGCCCGAGGGUUGUGAGGAGUGUGGCUGCUGUUCGGGCGAGGACGGUUGAGAGGGAGGCGGCUGGCUCGGCGUCGGUUUCUUCUUCCCUUAGUUCGUUGGGUUCGCUUGGGUCGAGGUCUUCCCAUCCUUCAGCAUCUAGCAGCAGCAGUGGGGUUACCAAGUCGUCUUCUUCUUCUUGGCCCAACAACGGUCUUAUGAAGUCUCCUUCCUUACCCAACAACGGUGUUUCGUCCCCCAACAAGAACGGAGUUACAAAGUCUCCUUCACUACCCACCACUUCUACCCAGCCAAUACCCAUACCCAUACCGAAGAACUCGAAGAAGGCGGGGCCGUUACAGAUAAACGGGAGGCCUCAUUUUGUCGAAGAAGAAGAGAUGGGGGAGGAGGGGAUGAUGACGGCUUCGGCGCCUUCGAUAUUGGUCAAUCCCAAUCCCAAGACGACGCACACGAACACGAACACGAGCACAAGGAAAGCAGAGGAGGAGGAGGAGCAGAGGACGACGGGGAAGAAGCCGCCGCCGCCUCCACGGAUACAGUCGCCCAAGCCGAUACAUCCUUCGCCUGUUGUACAUGUUGGGCUCAAGGCGUAG